Molecule: messenger RNA, 702 nt
Organism: Miscanthus lutarioriparius
Lineage: Eukaryota; Viridiplantae; Streptophyta; Magnoliopsida; Poales; Poaceae
Source: the annotation of a GenBank genome assembly
AUGGCGACCAACAACAAGUCAUCACUGCCGCUGAUGGCGCUAGCCGUGGCAGCGCUACUCAUCGUCGGGUCGCACGCCGGAAGCAUCUCCAUCUAUUGGGGCCAGAACAAGGGCGAAGGUUCACUGGCCGACACCUGCGCGACGGGCAACUACAAGUUCGUCAACAUCGCCGUCCUGGCGGCGUUCGGCAACGGUCGGCCGCCCGUGUUCAACCUGGCGGGGCACUGCGACCCGACCAACGGCGAGUGCGCCAGCCAGAGCGCGGACAUCAAGUCCUGCCAGAGCCGCGGCGUCAAGAUCAUGCUCUCCAUCGGCGGCGGCGCCGGCAGCUACUACCUCAACUCCUCAGCCGACGCGCGGAAUCGUGGCCACGGACCUGUGGGAAAACUUCCUCGGCGGGCAGUCGGAGUCCCGCCCUCUCGGGGACGCCGUCCUCGACGGCGUCGACUUCGACAUCGAGGGCGGCACACCCCUGCAGUGGGACGACCUCGCCAGUGCCUCACAAUCCUGGCGAAGCGGAUCUUCCUCGGCCUCCCGGCUUCGCCUCAGGCAGCAGGGAGCGGGUUUAUUCCGGCAGAUGAUCUCAAGUCCCAGGUGCUUCCGCUCAUCAAGAGCUCCGGGAAGUAUGGAGGGAUCAUGCUCUGGUCCAAGUACUAUGAUGACCAGGAUGACUACAGCUCUUCAGUCAAGAGCGAUGUUUAG